AUCAGUUUUUAGUCUUUGUCUGCUGCUGACGAGCUCAACAUGUCGUCGUGGGCUGUCUCCAAUAUUGAACUAUGCGACUGCACUGCCAACUCCAGCCGAGCUGAAGGAUCCCGACAGAGGCGUCUGCUGCGUCUCGCCUGGCACACAUUGUCUUCCAAGAUUCAGCAGCUCGGCGACUUCUUGAGACGCGAAACGAAUAAACCACUGCCCAAGGAGUUGCGUCGAUCGUUGCGUAUGAAUAAAUCGGCUAGGCGGAAGGGUUAUCAGCAUUAUGAGACCGAAGCAGAUAAAAAACGCAUCAACGAUUAUUUGAAUCGGCCCGUCAAUAUUUCAAUACGUGUUGGCCCUGCCUUUGAUUAUAGACCAUCGAAUUUCUAGUAAAAAUAAUAUAAAUCAACAUAAUU
This is a messenger RNA of Drosophila innubila, 404 nucleotides long. RefSeq lists its product as uncharacterized. Lineage: Eukaryota; Metazoa; Arthropoda; Insecta; Diptera; Drosophilidae. The coding region runs from base 40 to 378 and encodes 112 amino acids. The transcript is spliced from 2 exons. The record is from RefSeq and is a predicted model, not a curated record.